Messenger RNA from Amoebophrya sp. A25, 1328 nucleotides. NCBI's taxonomy places the organism in Eukaryota, Dinophyceae, Syndiniales, Amoebophryaceae. The record is from the annotation of a GenBank genome assembly.
GCGUGCUUGUUCAUGCCUUAGGGAUUCUUCAUUUUCUUCAUCCUUUUUUUCCCGUAGCAACUAUUCCCCUUCGUUUAUCACGAGUAAGCGCAUCCUAAACCAUACCAGAUAUUUAGACCAUACCAUUUUCGAGAUCUAAGCGCAUAGCGAUUUUCUUUUUCGCACAUCUUCAACAUAUUGAUUGAUUGACUUCUGGGGCGCAACCAUUCAUUAACAUAUUAAACCUCUUCAACAUCCUCAACUAAUCAUUCACAACAUAAUUCUCAAAAUGUCGUUCUAUGCGGGACAGAUGGGCUUUGGUGGCGCAAACUACGUGACGCCGAACUCGUCUCCCUAUGGUACUUACAAUUUGUACUUAGUAAUGUUAAGGACUGCGCUAGCCAUGAUUGAUAGAUACAACACUGCAUAUAUUUUUGUUAUUCUAGGCAAGAAUCAGAAAGCGGUUUGCAUGUUGAUUCUCGGAAAUCAUGCUUAGCUUAUUCCAAAUUUAAUCUGCAUGAUCCCUAUCGCCAUAGUAAUACUGUCCAUAAAUGAUUUUUUCACCAACAAACACUAACUACAGUGGGACCGACGAUGCAGCCUUUCGGCGCUGGUGGAACGAUGAUCGUGCCGUCCUCGAUGGCGCAGCCGUUUGGAACCGCCCCACCUCCAACCACGGCUGGCAUGGGUCAAGCCUUGUUGCAAGCUGCUUUGUCGCAAACUGAGUACGAGAAUCGGGAGUUAGUCGCGAUUGAGGUGCAUCACCGGCGACUCAACCGCAUCGAAGACGUGGUGGACGGCCUUGCAAGGGAAAUGAGUAUCGCAGCAACAGACCACGAGCUGCGUAUGCGCAAAAUCGAAGAGUUCCUCGAGCAACAAAUCAGAAGGAUGAAAACCGAUAUGGACCAACGUGAUAAGUAAAUCACGUAAAGAGGAAGAUUGGACGCAAUUAGGUAUGCUGAUCAUGAAAUUCUUGGAUAGAAGAUAUAGUGAUCGAUUCCAUGAAUACUCCUCGGGGAUGAUUCAAUCCGAGGUGAAGAAAUAAAUACUUGUUGUACUUAACAGUUGGAGUUAAUAUUCGCGCGUCAUAAUGAAGAUAAAGGUAGCACAAGCAAUGAAAAUUUGAAUUUGUUUUUGCGGGAAGUAGAUACCACCGCUAUGCAUCAUUGAUUUUUAUAUGAGUUCUGAAACUAGUUGUACGAGUUUGCUUAACAAAGUCAAAAUGCGAGAUUUUUAACAUCAUGGCAAAUUUCGUAGGACCAAAUAUGAUGUAGAUGAAAAAUGAAAAGGGAGAACAAGAGGAGCUAAUCUUUAAUUAUCUAUGUCUGUUGCACCCUGAUUCACUUGCG